Messenger RNA from Exophiala dermatitidis NIH/UT8656, 213 nucleotides. RefSeq lists its product as uncharacterized. The coding region runs from base 1 to 213 and encodes 70 amino acids. The transcript has 3 exons. Gene Ontology annotation, biological process: vacuole fusion, non-autophagic. Gene Ontology annotation, molecular function: endopeptidase inhibitor activity. Lineage: Eukaryota; Fungi; Ascomycota; Eurotiomycetes; Chaetothyriales; Herpotrichiellaceae. The record is from RefSeq and is a predicted model, not a curated record.
AUGCCUCUGUACAAUGUCACUCUGAAAGAGAACGCCUCGCCCGAGGAACUAAACAAGGCGAAGGAGAAGGCCAAGGCUGAUGGCGGCGAGAUCAAGCAUGAGUUCACUCUGAUCAAAGGCUUCACUGUCGAGUUCCCCGAAGACAAGGUCGGCGUGCUCCAGACCAACGAACACAUCCACGUCGAGCAAGACGGCGAGGUCAAGACCCAAUGA